This is a messenger RNA of Echinococcus granulosus, 5613 nucleotides long. Its product is annotated as SWI/SNF-related matrix-associated actin-dependent regulator of chromatin subfamily A containing DEAD/H box 1. The record is from RefSeq and is a predicted model, not a curated record. Gene Ontology annotation, molecular function: protein binding; ATP-dependent chromatin remodeler activity; DNA binding. NCBI's taxonomy places the organism in Eukaryota, Metazoa, Platyhelminthes, Cestoda, Cyclophyllidea, Taeniidae. The transcript is spliced from 22 exons. Bases 1 to 5613 code for a protein of 1870 amino acids. Gene Ontology annotation, cellular component: nucleus.
AUGACAUCAAAAGACGCAUUUGAAUCACUAGACUCUAACGAGAGGGAAUUUGAUCGAGUUCAUCUAAACUUGGAUGUGCUUAUUAGAAGCAAGGUAAAUUUAUCCUCAGACAAGGACCAGUUUAUCAAACUUCUCAAUAAGCUGACUUCGAUAUUUUCCGACACUUCUCUAAAAGCUCAAGCUGCUUAUGAGAACCUGUCAAGGCUUGAGGCACGUGAGAUUAUGCUAGCUAGUGAUCUGGAAACCGCCGUUGCUGAAAAGUCUUUCUUAGACAAAGAAGUUGAAUACCUACUGCUUGAGUUACACAGUAUUCAGUUGAAGUUAUCGUCCACAAACGGCUCGGACACUUUAGCGGAAAAUGUGAAACGUUCAUUGGAGAAACAGCAUGAGGAAAGGAAAAGUCAAUUCAUGAUAUGUGAUCGACUAAGAUCUGCAAUCGCAAUCAUGACUAAGGAAAAUUUGGAACUUAAAGCAUAUAUUACUGCCCUACAGGAUGAAUUAUAUGGCACACGCAUGGCAGCCAAGUACUUGUACAAGGAACUCACAGGUCGAAUUCAGCAGAUUCAACUCCUUUGCCAGAAAAUGGAAGGUCCUCAAUACGAACGGUUGUGGAACACUCUUGAAUCAGAAAUACUUCUUUGUAGACACAAGACAGUCAAUCUUACGUGCCGAGGAAGACUGGAUCCACCUCCAGCCAAGGAGGUGUGCAACCGGGUGCGGCACGUAACCCUGCACCGUUCGUCCACCGACGAGUUGGGUAUUUCCAUUACUGGAGGCCUUGAGUACGGGGUGCCUAUCCUAAUCUCGGAGAUUAUUCCUGAUCGAGUAAUACAACGAAGCGGUGAAUUCUAUGUCGGUGAUGCUAUUCUUGCUGUCAACGGCAACGAUCUGCGUAACAAGAGACAUCAUGAUGCAGCGGAGAUUCUAGCCGCUCAACAGGGGAAGAUGGAAUUCGACCUCCUCUUCCUUCAUGACGAGUUGAUGGAGGACAUGGGUCAAAUUUGUGUCGACGGUAAAGGCAAUAGGUUCCGGCUCUACGAUGAGACGAGAGUACUUCCCAGUCGCUUCCUCUUUCAAGUCACUCAGCAGUUGGAGGAGGCUAAAACGAUCUUCAACCAUCGGACUCCCGACCCGCGUCCAGUUAUGGAGGACGCGGCCGAGUACCGUCGCUACUUACAGGAUCGUGAUGUGGUCUGUCGCAAGAUUGUCGAGUCCACCAAAUCCCUACGAAGACGCAACAUUCAUGACGACUUCAUGAGCAUCUACGAGAGCUACUUUUGGCGACCCAGCGGUUUGGAUAGAGGACAAGGUUGCAAUGGAACACCACUGGGCGUGGAGAAGACAUCGAAUGAGACACCUCUGCCGCAGAUACUUCCUACUCAAAAUGAGCUCAGAUCUUCUGCUCCUGUUCCUGGUGGCGUGAUCGUGAAGAAGGCUGAGCUGACAAAAGCGGCUUUAAAGUUUUUCUUGACCAAAUACCAUGGCUACGACUCAAGCGCAAUCCCAGAGUCCCAUGAAUGGCAUAAGUGCUCACCAUCCGAGAGAUGUCAACUUCUUACUUCGGCCUCACACACUGUUAGUCAAGAUCAGGCAGAGUACUUGAAUGAAGGGAUCCAAAGAAAUGCCUUAACUAAUUACAAGAUUGGAAAAUGCAAGAAGCGAACGGGUAUUCGAAAAAUCUACGACCUGAAAACAGGUGGAGCCACGACCACGUCAGUUAAUGCAAGCCCCACUGAAUGUCGAAUAUGUCCAUAUAUAUAUCCUGCUCGAGUACCAGGCCUUCAAUCGGCCUUAAAGAAGACUCGCAGCGCUUCAGCUACAGCAGAAAGCAGGGUUACCCCUAAUUUUCACAUUUUUGCAGGCACCGAAGAACAGCCCAAAUUUGUGGUUAAUCUUGAUACCCUUGCCGAUGUCCCUGCCACGCAGCCAUCUGGAGACCAGAAUACUGGUUCGCCCAAAACCCCCUCCUCAUCUUCGGCGCCCAUAGCUCCACAGUACACGCCUUUCAUGCAAAUUGGAAAACCAAAAGUCCGACCCCGUGGAUCCUAUAAACCGCUCAAUGAGAUAGUCGAAACAAGAAUUCGAACAUAUGAGGGGUCCGACUCGCACACAAAAAUCUCCACACUCCAAGCUCACUUUCCCCAAUUCAAACGCUGUCACAUUGACCGAUGCUUCACAAAAAACCUCCUGGAUUUCAACAAGACCUAUGCUGAGCUCUUGGAACUGCGUAAUAAACAGGAGGAAGAACGUGCUAGAUUUAAACUCAUUCUCACUCCCAAAUCUGAGAAGCCAAAACCCUCCCGCAUAAUCCCAAAUAUUAAGUCUCCUGAGUUGAUCAACAUGCCUUCAUUCCGUGGUCGGCCUGCUCGAAAGCUGGAGAACAAGUACUAUCGUCGAGUUAUCGUUGGAAAAGACGGCUCAGUGGAGGCUGCCGAGGUGACCGAACGCAAUUUUGUACGGCAGGUUGACCCACAUAACCUGUUGGUAGCUCGACAGAGGCUGGCCACACCGAAGAGUAUAUCCUAUCCCGGUUUGCCUGGUGGUGAAUUCAACCUGAAUGAAUCUGCUGAGGAGACCUCUAAGUCAACGGUGACAGCGACAUCGGAGACGAACAAAGCGGUGGGGGAGGACGCAGCGGCCGUUAAAACCACAGAACCUGAUAAGUCAACUUCUCCGGGGUCUAUAAAAGAGCCGACGAAGGACAAGGAGACACAGGAUAGAGCAGGCAAAAGUCAUUCGAGCAACAAAUUUUUCCGCAGUAAUCGGCUCUCCGAUGCUGAGCUCAAAAAACGCGACUACGUUGCUAAGGAGCUACAGGCCGCCGGACGGGUUACUCGCUCUUCUGUGGUUAAAGCAGAACCCUCGGGUGGUGGUGAGGCCCCUGAGGAUGAGGCCAAUUUCAUGGCCGGUAUUGGCGUCAUCAGCACUCCCGCUCAAAAGCGCCAGGGUAGACGCAGAACGGGCCGUGGAAGUUCAUCAACUCGGCCUCCGGAGGAGGUUAUCGAGGAACCUGAUGUUUCCCAGGAGGAGCCGGAUGAGUUGGACGACUUUGGCUUGAGGAGAGAAGAGCGGAAGGCUCUACUGACUUUUUUCAAUGAGGCUCCACUAGAAGAGCUCAACCUUAUGAACGGAUGCUCACAGAAGACUGCGGAGGUGAUAAUCAAUCUACGGCCUUUCAACACCGUUGUGGAUCUCAAACUACGCCUCGAUGCCACACGCUACCUCUCCACAUCUCUCAUUGAUGCCUGCAAGGAGCUUAUGCAAGCUCGUUCUAUGUUCACCUCUGUGCUAAAGAGCUGUGAGGCUAUCAGUCAACGGGUGCAGUCGAGAAUUGCUAGUCUCCUUGCUGACGAUUCGGUCGAUUUGCCAAAAGAGGGCGGUGAUCUGUCGCGAAACAAGAAAACAGGUUUUCUUCGUGAACAACCUGUCAUUCUGCAUCCUCUACGCCAGCUGAAACCGUAUCAACUGGUCGGUUUAAAUUGGCUUCGUAUCCUUCACGACGAAGGCGUCAAUGGCAUUCUGGCUGACGAAAUGGGGCUGGGUAAAACCGUUCAAGCCAUCGCUCUGCUGGCAUAUCUCUACGAGCAGGGUGAACGUGGGCCCCAUCUCAUCAUGUGUCCCAGUUCAACUGUCGAUAACUGGCAGCGCGAGUUGAGAAACUGGUGCUCUCAGCUCAAGAUCCUCGUCUACCAGGGCACUGCUGAUGUGCGCAAAGCCAUGCGGUUAAAAAUCUACGAGUGCCAGCAAAAUGAUUCUCGUCCUGAUUUCAACGUUCUCCUCACCAGCUAUUCCACAGCUACAAGCACCUUGGAGGAUCGUGCACUGAUGAAGCGUGUAGACUUCAAGUACGGCAUCUUUGACGAGGCGCAUAUGCUGAAGAACAUGACUACGCAGCGUUACAAGACCCUUUCCAGCUUCCAAAUACAACGCCGGGUUUUGCUGACGGGCACGCCGCUGCAAAACAACUUGAUUGAACUAAUCUCCCUCCUCGCUUUUGUCAUGCCCGAUCUAUUUGCUGGUGGCAAUGCUGAUCACUUGAAGCGUAUGUUUCAGCUGAUGAGCAAGUCGACCACGAACCCCAGCGCCGCAAACAUUGGCAGCAGUGAUCAGACAGGAGAUCGGAGAAAUGCUGAUGGAAGGGAGGGCACUGAAGCAGAAGACGGUAAGGGCGCCUCUGCUUCGAUUUUUCUCGGGAAUCGAAGUCAGUUUGAACGCGAGAGGGUGGAGCAGGCGAAGCAGCUGCUCAAACCAUUUUGCCUACGCAGACUCAAAUCUCAGGUACUGCAGCAACUCCCACCUAAGACAGAGGAGACGGUACGCGUGCCGUUCACGGAGAGUCAGAGAAUCGCGUACACAAACCUGAUAAAUAAAUUUAGGAAUGCUCAGGGUGCUAGUGCGGCAGAUAUCGCUUCCGAUGUGGGAGAGGAUGAAGACAUGUCUGCAGUGAAGCGACAGAGUAGCUUUCUUCUCUCCAAAGGUGUUAUCACAAAUGGCGCGGCGAAACGGCCGAAAAUCUCAAUUCUGGAUACCGCAACUGGGGGAUUGGAGCAUUCGAGUGGAGUGGAGCGUCUCUCACCCUUCAACAUGCUAAUGCAGUUAAGAAAGGCGGCAAAUCAUGAAUUACUGCUGCCCGGCAUCGCAUACUCCGAUGACACGCUGAAGGAGCUCUCGGUGAUUCUGCACAAUGACCCGAGUCAUUCGGAUGCAGAUCCGGCAUUGGUGUUGGAGGACCUCUGCAACCUGUCGGAUCACCAGAUCCACAAAGUCUGCCGUCUCUAUGAUGUGCUGAAUCCAUUCGCUCUACCACCAGAGACACUGGUGAAUGGCUCAGGCAAGAUAAAGUGGCUAGACGACAACCUACCAGGCAUGCUAAAGGAGGGCCAUCGAAUCCUCAUAUUCAGUCAGUUUGUAUUGGUUCUUGACAUUCUCGGCGAGUACCUGGUAAACAAGGGACACAAAUUCCUCAGGAUGGACGGCUCAACUGCUGUCAACGAUCGACAGACUCUCAUCGAUACCUUUAACAACGACGAAACCUACGACAUAUUCCUACUCUCCACAAAGGCCGGGGGUCUCGGAAUCAGCUUAACAGGAGCAGACGUGGUCAUUAUCCACGACGUGGACUUCAAUCCCUACAACGAUCGUCAAGCUGCUGACAGAUGCCAUCGGGUAGGCCAGAUGAAGCCUGUGCGCGUGAUUCGCCUCAUUGCAGAGGGCAGUGUGGAGGAGAGCAUCUGGCAAAAUGCGGAAGAGAAACUGCGAUUGGAGGAGGACGUGACAGGAUUUGACAAAACCACUGCUACCGAAUCCAUAGUGAUGAUUAGCACUGUUGACAAGCGCAACGGAAAAGACGAAGGGAAUUACAUCAACGAAGGUGCCACGGACACCGACAAUGACGAGGGAGGAGGCGGGACAAACGACGAUGCAGAGAUGGAGCUCCAGCAGCUGCUGCAGCGUCAACAGGGUGGAGGUGGAGGACGCCUGUUGCUGCAAGGCGAGAUCUUCAAGUUCCUCUCAGAUGCUUUGAGCUAUGGCAGCAGCAGCGUUGGUGGCAGCAGCAACGUUUGUGGCAGUGGCGGUGUCGGCAAUGUCAAGUCGCCCCGAGUUAACCCCUAA